UGCCCGUCCGCCCGCCCGCCCGCCUGCCUCCCUCCGCCUCCCCGCGCAGGAUGCCUCUCUUCGGGGUCUCCAGAGAAGCCGCGCUGGGCGCAGUGGCGCUGGGCGCGGCGGCCGCCGUCGGCUUCCUGGCAGGCAGAAGAUUGUGUUCCCAGCCAGCUUUUGGCACUCCCAAAAGUUCAAGAGGUCCUGGGAAAAACUCUCCAUUGCAGCAGUAUGUCCUGGAUCACUCCUUACGAGAGCACCCGGCUCUGAAGAAGCUGAGACUGAUCACGUCAGGCCAUCCUGCUAGCAGGAUGAUGGUGAGCAUUGAUGAAGCUCAGCUUAUGGCACACCUGGCGAGGCUCAUCCGGGCAAAGAAAGUAAUAGAAGUCGGUGUUUUUACUGGGUACAACACGUUGAACAUGGCUCUCAUCAUACCAGAGGGAGGCAAAGUCGUCGCCUGUGAUAUAAAUGAAGACUCUGCCAAUAUGGGAAAGCCGGUGUGGAAAGAGGCAGGAGUGGAGCAUAAAAUUGACCUAAGAAUUAAACCAGCCCUCCAAACACUAGAUGAACUGCUGGCAAACGGCGAAGCUGGAACGUAUGAUUUUGCUUUCAUUGAUGCUGACAAAGAGAGCUACAACGACUACUAUGAGAAGUGUUUACAGCUCAUAAGGAAAGGGGGAAUAAUCGCGCUGGACAACGUUCUGCUGUCUGGCAAAGUACUUAACCCGGGGAAAGAUGACCGAGUGGUCCAGAGCAUGCACCAGCUGAAUGAAAAGAUCCUGCAUGAUCCACGCGUGAAUAUAAGCAUGAUCCUGAUGGGGGAUGGGCUGACUCUCGCAUUCAAACUAUAGUCCACGAGAGACACCAGGAAGGACGUGGGAAGGGCCUCCAGGCCGGGUUGAUGUGUUGCCACUUUGACUUCGUAAAAUAAACUCCUGCUAUAAACACA
Molecule: messenger RNA, 931 nt
Organism: Varanus komodoensis (Komodo dragon)
Lineage: Eukaryota; Metazoa; Chordata; Lepidosauria; Squamata; Varanidae
Gene: COMTD1
Product: catechol-O-methyltransferase domain containing 1
Exons: 7
Coding region: 51-833 (260 amino acids)
Molecular function (GO): O-methyltransferase activity; S-adenosylmethionine-dependent methyltransferase activity
Source: RefSeq, a predicted model, not a curated record